AUGCUGAGGAAGAAGAAGUGCGCUGAGAAGAGAACCUUCUCGAGUCUGAGAGAGCCAUCGAAGUCUCCUAGGAGCAAUGCUCUCAACGACCUUCUGUUCGAGGCGCUAUGUGACGACGGUUCAUGGCAUGAUGUCGUCUUGCUGUACAUGGACAACCAAGGGCGGUGCCUCGUCACAAGGGAUCCUAACGUCUUCCAGGUCCCUGAUGAAGGCUUCUUGAGCUACUUUGGUAAGCUCAUCGAGCGAAUCCAACCCAGGAGCUCCAAGGGAAUCAGUCCUUCACUGCGUGUUCAAGAUCUGUCAUGGAUGGAGAGGUUGGAUUGUAACGUUAUGGUUCGAGAAAAGUGCCAAUGGGUGCAAGCCCCUUGCUGCUUACGGAGACGAUCGACGAGGCUGGACAAAGAGCAUGCUCUGAGCGUGGGAGACAAUGUCUUGGCAGUUCUGUACUUGGACGACCACACAGAGCAUUAUUUUGAUGCGGACGUGAUGCAGAUUCGGAAACAUGAAGGUACCUCGGUGCAGAUCCAGUUCGUUCAUGGACCAAAAGUUGGAACAGUUCAGUGGGCCUCUUCCUCCGACUUGUUUCGUGUGCAAGAUUUGGGUCUGACGAAUGAAGACGUGAGGCUGUCUCUGCACAACGGGUACAGAGUUUUGUCAGCACAGCACUCUCCAAUGAAGCCAAGGGAGGAGGUUGAGGGUGCAAACCAUGAGCCUGUACAAGAUGAUUGCUUCCGCUCUAAUGGUAGCAGCCAGUCAUCUCUUAUCAGCGAGGAAGCGGCGUCAGGGUACGCUUGCACGCUUCUCAACUGGGCAACUGCCUCAGAGGAGGAAAUUCAUGACUUCAAGGAAUUUCUGACCUCUCGCUACCCGAAAUUGUCGCCCACUUUUCGGAUACUGUCUCAUCACAAGGUGAUAAUUGAUGGAUCUGGAGACUUGAAGUAUACCGUCGGGUUUGAUGCACAGACUCUGCCCAUGCUGUGGCCAUUGAGCGAGAACAAAUGGACGCAGUGCGUUCAAUUGCUGCAGAAGCAUUCCGCACUGGGACGAGAGGCUGUCUCCGAAGUUGUCAAAGGCUCGAUCUCCUACAGUCGAUGGCACGCUCCCCUCAAGCUUGUCGACGUGAGCGCGAUGUCGUCUGCCAGAUCACCUCUGUUUGUUGAUGACCAUAGUCGAGGUGAGAAACAGCGGGAGCUCGCAGGGAACGACGAGCGAAACUCAGAAAAAGUGGAUGCUAGAGCGUCAAAUCACGUAGACACUAUCGAUAUCGAUCAUCUAUCUAAUGGUGCGACGCCUCUCCAGGAGGAUGGAGGAAAGAGAGCGGAGAGGGCAAUGACGUUUGAGGGGAGGGAAGGUUCGUGGUGGCCGCCGACGUUGAAUCACAUCUUCUUCUCAUCUUGGAGGGCCAGUGCUCGUACGUUUCGAGCCGUUGCUAGACCCGUCGACCAGCUGUCUCCUUCCCUGGGAUCGGCACAGCAGCUCAACGGAAUGGCAGGGAGCAUCCAAGGAGGCGGGAAUGGGGUUGGAGCCGCUACCUCCAACGCUGAAACCCAACGCCAGACCAACGAGGGUUCGUAUUCGAAGGCCUAUCAUGACGUGAUCCGUGAGAACGGGGAGCGAUCGCUCCCUCCCACCUCGCAGCGAUGGAUGAAGAUGGAAAAGAAACUAGCGGGCAAGCCCGUGACAUUCAGCGGUCGUGACGGAGAGGCGACAAGGGGAUUUCUGCAUCUAUCGAGAUCGAAGGACGGCAGUCUGUCGCUUCAGGUAGAGUGUAACAACGUUUGCCAAAGUAUCGAGGAUUGGUCGAAGAGACAGACAUCGCAACUAGAUGGCAUAGUGAUUGAAUCCAUGAACAUGGCACUCAGCGAUGCCCUUGCGGCAUUCAAGUGCGAAUACCGAGAUGGAAAACUCCUUCCGAUCAAAACCAAGGAGGAUGGUGACGAGCACCAUCGAGGCUCUGCUAAGGCAGCGUCCAAGUCCGCCUCGAGGAAACGGCUCUUCCCGGAGGUGCCGGAGGCGGAAGAGUUGGCUAGAAACUCUCUGCCAUCAUCAUCUUCCAAGAAACGCGAGUCUUCCAAGAGUGUCUCUAGAGCCUCUAUCAGACCAACAGAGCCUGGGAGAUCUGAAGGGUACUCCAGCGCCAAGAAGCUCGAUCGAAGUCGGGCAGCCGAUGAGGUAGCUCGGGCAGCUAGUCUUGGUCGUUGGGCUGACUUGGAUGCUGCUCAGGAUAUCACCGUGACUUUCUUCCCAGAAGAGGAUGAGAUGGAGGAGGGCGACCCCAAAUGCUCCACACCGACAGCGAUGCCUGGCAAGCACGGCACCGCCUCGAGCAAGAAGAGAAAGAGGUCGGAGCAGGAGGCGGGCCUUGCCAAGGGAAGCUCUAUCAAAGUAGAGCUCGAGGAUGAAAUGAAGCUGAACGCGUCUAGGGAUGUGGGUGAAGAUGAGAGUUGGAACAGGGGUCAAACAAGCUCCCCCGCUGCUGCCUCUGCUGAUCAUGCUCACUAUGGACAACAUUUGUCUCAGCAGGGCGCGAUAGAUGUCAACUUCAUACUGGAGCGGUGCAGGAUCUUUGAGGACGACCAGAAGGGGUGCAAGGGAAGAGACUCUACUGAGAGAGACAUAAUCUUGCUCACCCAGUUUCUUGUGUACGGACUGAAGAAGGUCUCGGGCCACGGCCUUUCAUCCCUUGUGUCAUCCCUGACAGUUGGCUCCUUGCAGACGUUCUUCUCCAGGAAUCUCAGCAGGGCAGUGUUGGAAAAGAUGGCAGACGAUGUGAUACAGGCGACUAGGCAGAACAAACCCGACCUGCUACGCAAGCUGCUGUACAAGAUUGAAAGGAACAUCAAAUGGGGGGCGAUGACCCCGGGGUACGACCGCACCCAGCUGUUCUCCUUGCCGAUGGACUGCAUGGAAUCAGCCAAAGACUUCGUGACGAAGUUGAUCGCCAGCAUUCAGAUGGGCGCCUGGAUGCCUUCGUAUCUGCUGAGAAUAGGAUGGGAAGGACUCACGAGAAGCUCGUCAACGGUGCACGGCUGAGCAUGCGGGAUCAAGUUGAAAUGUGUUGUUG
Messenger RNA from Guillardia theta CCMP2712, 3064 nucleotides. RefSeq lists its product as hypothetical. The transcript is spliced from 7 exons. Lineage: Eukaryota; Cryptophyceae; Pyrenomonadales; Geminigeraceae. The record is from RefSeq and is a predicted model, not a curated record. The coding region runs from base 1 to 3033 and encodes 1010 amino acids.